AUGGAAGAGCAUAGAGUCUAUGAGGUUGAAGAAGAAGAGGUGCAUAAGUGGGUAUUCACUAACAAACAGCAUUUACUAUCAUCAGAAUUAUGGAUCACUUUAGAAGGACCAACCCCGGAGUUCAAUAAAACAAUCAUUUACUUGAAUGAGAGCCAAGAAACGUUGUUACUUUCAUCAACCAAUCCUUUGACAUUUUAUGAGUUUGCAGCUGGUGAUGCAAAUACGUUUUUAAAUACCGUUCCAGUCACGGGAUGUGUGCGGAUGGCGAACAACACGUCCAGUAUCACUUAUAUUGAUGCCCAAGGUUACUCACUUUCUACACCACCAGGACUAACAAUUGGGGCUUCAUUGUUGGUGGUGAGCUUAGCAAGUGAUUACGGCUUUGACGGGUUGGGAACAAAGCUUUAUAUGAGCAAUACUGUUAUUUGUCGUGCUAGCCAAGGGGAAACAAUCCAAAUCCAGAAGAAGUUGAAAUUCACCUCAUUCCCCAAAGCACGAUUGAAGAAACUUGUUUGGAAGAAAAAGCAAAAAGCAAAAUCGGUGUUAGCUAGGGUCAAAAAUAUCUUCAAAACAAAGCAGCCAGAGACUGGUGUACAAUCAGCUAGUGUUGGGUUUUGGACAGAGGGGAAAUGGGAAGAUAUCUACACAUUGUACAAGUAUAAAAAAUUGGGGUUGCUUUUCUUCAAUGUCAACGAGUUGAAGCAUGAGAAACCAUUUUGUGAGAGUCGGCCUGAAUUUCUUCAGUGUCUGGUCUUCAAUCGUUGA
This is a messenger RNA of Lodderomyces parapsilosis, 765 nucleotides long. RefSeq lists its product as uncharacterized. Bases 1 to 765 code for a protein of 254 amino acids. NCBI's taxonomy places the organism in Eukaryota, Fungi, Ascomycota, Pichiomycetes, Serinales, Debaryomycetaceae. The record is from RefSeq and is a predicted model, not a curated record. The transcript has a single exon.